AUAUUCUAAUUACUUUCGUGAAACGCUACCAGAAAAUUACACCUUUCUUGGUUUCUAUAAAUAUCGUCGUCAGCAAUCUGACUUCACUUUUUCGUACCAAAAGGAGUCCCGUAAACUUAGGUGCGAUCUUGUAGAACUAAUGAAAGAAGAUUCGGAAGUAGUCAGAGUUUCUGCAAACCAGUUGUUACAGAACUAUAAGAUUAUUCCUUUUUUUUAUGUUGAGGGAUUUUUCUUGAGCACUCAACGGUGGCAUCUGCGCUUUGUUCACCUUAUGGUCUGCGUUUCCGUUGAGUGCUCGUUGCGUGCCCUCAGCUUUAGUUUUAUCGCUCUAAAUAUUAUAAUUACUUCAACAUAUAAGAAUCAUCGUGAAAAAUAUCCUGAUGUUCAGAUGGUUUGGAAUAACAGAGUCAUCUGUAAAUACGGCUCGAACAGUAAUGUAUGGCACGAGAAGUUGAUCAAAACCGCCUUAAACGAAGUAGAUAACAAACUGAAAACCGAUGACUCUAACUAUGGACCGGAUUUAAACAAUGAGAUCGAAAACUUUUUUCAAUCAUCCAAUUUGUUUGGGAAAGUGAACAACGAAACGGACAGCGAAAAGGACAAGAUUAUUCAUCGGAAAGAAAAACAUAAGCGAGAUGAGUUUCUUCAACAUGCAAUUGAACAGGAAGCCUUAUUCGAAGGUUUAAAAUUACAAACUCCUAAAAAUCGAGAAAACGAAUUUGGUCCAGAGCAGAAAAAGAUCAAACCAAAUGAAAGUGAUGAAGAGGAGAUUGUGGUGUCACAUGAUUCGCAGUUUCAGGCUCAACAACGAACACCCGAACGUCAAUUCAGUCCAUCAACUUCCGUGCCUGAGGUUAUUGAUACUGUUUUCGAACCUCAGCCGAUGGGUUGGGAGUUCGAUGAACCAGAGCCAACCUGGCUAAAGAAAGUAAUAAACCGACAAAAGUUUUUGAUCUCACAAACGGAUCCGUCUUCCAGAUAUAAAUCGUCAUUAAGCCCGAUCUGGUGGCGAAUAAUAGAUGCUUCUGAUCCAAAAAUUACAUCAGAUCUUCUGACUGAAGCGGACAUGUCGGAGCUGAUCGCCGUAUUUGCAUCUGUCCUUAAUGUAGGCAAUCCCACUGAAGAUUGGGCUAUACUGGAACCUUCAGUUGAGAGGUGCUUACAGGCUCUUGCUAAGCUUGAUAACGAUCAUCUCAGUAGGGUUGGAAAAAUAGUGCAACUCGAAGGAUCACAUGGAGCUAUCCUUGAAAUUCAGAAAAUAAUGAAGAACGUUGAGACAUCAAGCUUGAGCGUUUCUUUAUUUGGCGAUGAAGAUACGAAUGAUAAGGUAAAGCCAACACCUUCUGUUGAAGAAAAAGACUACCUGAACCCUGAUGUGCAAUUUAUUUUGGACUUGGUUCGAUUUACAUGUGAAAUGCUUGCGAAGGGAAUUCCCCAGCGAAAAUAUUCUGAAAGAGACGUUGAUGUAUUCAUCAAACGGCACCUAUUUUCGUGCUUUGACAAUAUUCUAGACAGCCACUUUGGGGAGAUGGUAUCAAGGGCUUCUCGAGAUCGUCGAGUUGGGGCAAUAGACACCCCAGAAACCACAGAAGGCUAUCAUACGGACUGGAUGUUCACGAAUGAAGCUAUAUCAGUUGAAGGUGGAGGAAUGCUGUCAAAACAAGAAUACCAAGCUUCUCAUGCCUGGAUUCUUAUCUCAUUGUUUUUUAUUCGUGCCUUCUUAGUUGUUUAUAUAGGAGGCGGGUUUUAUUCAUCAGUAAACUUGGCGGACUUUGAUAUUCCAACGACAUAUUCGGAACUUGGGUCUAUCAUUAGGGUUUCGCGCAUUAUGCUUCAGGUUAAGAAACUGUUGAAUCUUACAGUUUGCCGUUUCAAGCUUAUGAAGGAAAGGGCUUUUAAGGAAAAAUUCACUAGUGGAAAAGUGUUAAUGAAUGCCCGAUUACAGGAGUACCGAUCACCACAGAAACCGAAAAAGGAUUAUCGUGAUACGAGUAUGAUGUGUGUAUGCAACCAGUAUUCUCUGACUUUUCCUGAACCAAGGUCAGCGAAAUUUUAG
Molecule: messenger RNA, 2056 nt
Organism: Funneliformis caledonium
Lineage: Eukaryota; Fungi; Glomeromycota; Glomeromycetes; Glomerales; Glomeraceae
Source: the annotation of a GenBank genome assembly